Messenger RNA from Lichtheimia ornata, 1077 nucleotides. Its product is annotated as fructose-bisphosphate aldolase, class II. Gene Ontology annotation, cellular component: cytosol. Gene Ontology annotation, biological process: glycolytic process; gluconeogenesis. Lineage: Eukaryota; Fungi; Mucoromycota; Mucoromycetes; Mucorales; Lichtheimiaceae. The record is from RefSeq and is a predicted model, not a curated record. Gene Ontology annotation, molecular function: fructose-bisphosphate aldolase activity; zinc ion binding. The transcript is spliced from 5 exons. Bases 1 to 1077 code for a protein of 358 amino acids.
AUGGGUCUUCUCGACGUUGUUCCUGCUGGUGUCGUUACUGGCGAUAACCUUCGCAAGCUCUUUGAAUAUGCUCGUGAGCACAAGUUUGCUAUUCCUGCCAUCAACUGCACCUCCACUAGCACCAUCAAUGCUGCUCUUGAGGCUGCCCGUGACAUCAAGUCGCCCAUCAUCAUUCAAUUCUCUAACGGUGGUUCCGCCUACGUUGCUGGUAAGGGUUUGAGCAACAAGAACCAAGAGGCUUCCAUCAUUGGUGCCGUUGCUGGUGCUCAGUACGUUCGUGCCGUUGCCAAGGCUUAUGGUAUCCCUGUUGUUAUCCACUCUGAUCACUGUGCUAAGAAGCUCCUUCCUUGGUUCGAUGGCAUGAUUGCUGCUGAUGAGGAAUACUUUAAGGUUCACGGUGAGCCUCUCUUCUCUUCUCACAUGCUUGACUUGUCUGAGGAGUCCAAGGAAGAGAACAUUGAGAUUUGCUUAAAGUAUCUUAAGCGUAUGGCACCUAUGGGUUGUUUGUUGGAGAUGGAGAUUGGUAUCACUGGUGGUGAGGAAGAUGGUGUCAACAAUGAAGAUGUUGAUAAUGCCGCUCUUUACACCCAACCUGAGGAUAUUUGGGAAAUCUACAAGGCCUUCAGUGAGAUCACUGAUUUGUUCUCUAUUGCUGCUGCUUUCGGUAACGUCCACGGUGUGUAUGCUCCUGGCAACGUCAAGCUUCAUCCCGAGUUGCUCGGCAAGCACCAAGCUCAUGUCAAGGAACAACUUGGUACUGAAAACAACAAGCCCGUCUUUUUCGUGUUCCACGGUGGCUCCGGUUCCACUGAGGAGGAGAUCAAGACCGCUGUUGAGAACGGCGUUGUCAAGAUGAACGUUGACACUGAUACUCAAUGGGCUUACUGGAUCGGUCUUCGUGACUACUAUGAAGCCAAGAAGGAUUAUCUCCAAACCCAAGUUGGUAACCCUGAAGGCGAAAACAAGCCCAACAAGAAAUUCUAUGACCCCCGUGUCUUCAUCCGUGAAGCUGAAAAGACCAUGAUCACCCGUGUCCAACAAGCUUGCAAGGAUCUCGGUAACGUUGAACAGUUGUAA